UUUUUUUUUUUUUUUGUGUUGGCUCUUGAGUUCUUUAGCUCUGUCCUUUGAAUUUUAUGUGAGCAAUGUCUUUAGAGCAUGAAUUUCUGUUUGUUCCCGCAUCUGGGUUUGCCUCAACAAUGGCAAAUAAUGUCAAUCUCUUUCUUUGUUUCCUUCUCUUUGUGGCUGUUUUUGGCCUUUGCCUUAGCCCCGGUGGUCUAGCUUGGGCUCUGGUUUCAAGGCCAAGAAACAAACCCAUCAUUCCUGGCCCUUGUGGCACUCCUUUUUUAGGUCAAGUUUCUACCUUUACUACUUCUCUCACUCAUAGAGUUCUUGCCAACCUCGCUCAUACCUUAAAGGCCAAAUCUUUGAUGUCAUUCUCUGUUGGGUUCACUCGUUUUGUGAUCUCUAGCAACCCCAUCGCUGCCAAAGAGCUUUUAAACAGCUCGGCGUUUGCUGAUCGUCCCAUUAAGGAGUCAGCUUACGAGCUUUUGUUCCAUAGAGCAAUGGGGUUCGCUCCAUAUGGGGAGUAUUGGAGGAACCUCAGGAGAAUCUCAGCCACUCAUUUGUUUAGCCCCAAAAGGAUUUCUAAUUUUGGGGGAUUAAGGCAGAGAAUUGGGGUUGAAAUGGUGGAGGAAAUUAAGGGUUUGAUGGAAAAAAAUGGGGAAAUUGAAGUGAGGAAAGUCUUGCAUUUUGGGUCGUUGAAUAAUGUUAUGGGGAGUGUGUUUGGGAAAAGGUACGAGUUUUUUGGUGAUGGUGGGAGUAAUUCCGAGGUUGAGGGAUUGGUGAGUGAAGGGUAUGAUUUGCUUGGGAGUUUCAAUUGGAGUGAUCACUUCCCUGUUUUGGGUUGGCUGGAUUUGCAAGGCGUGAGAAAAAGGUGUAAAAUUUUGGUGGGGAAAGUGAAUGUUUUUGUUGGGAAAAUCAUAGAAGAUCAUAGAAUGAAUAGAAAAGGAAAGGGUGUUGUUCAUAAUGAUAAUGAUGAUGAACAUGAUGACACCAAAUCUGGAGAUUUCGUUGAUGUAUUGCUUGAUUUGGAAAAGGAAAACAAGCUCACCGACUCUGAUAUGAUUGCUGUGUUAUGGGAAAUGAUCUUCCGAGGAACAGACACGGUGGCGAUUCUCCUAGAAUGGAUAUUAGCCAGAAUGGUUCUUCAUCCCGACAUCCAAGCCAAACUCCAAUCGGAAAUCGACCGCGUUGUUAUACCCGGCCGGAAUGUCUCCGAUUCCGACCUCCCAAAUCUCCCUUAUCUCCAUGCAGUCGUUAAAGAGACACUAAGAAUGCACCCUCCUGGCCCACUUCUCUCGUGGGCCCGCCUCGCCAUCUACGACACCCACGUUGGCGGUCACUUCAUUCCCGCCGGUACUACGGCGAUGGUCAAUAUGUGGGCCAUAACCCACGACGAACAUAUCUGGUCCGACCCGACAACAUAUGACCCAGAGAGGUUCGUUAAAGAGGAGGUGGCUAUAAUGGGGUCUGACCUACGGUUAGCACCGUUUGGAUCUGGAAGACGGGUGUGCCCUGGGAAAGCCAUGGGGUUAGCCACUGUGGAGCUUUGGCUAGCUCAGUUGGUUCAGAGGUUCAAAUGGGUUCAGGUGGAUGGUGGGUGUGGAAAUGGCGUGGACUUGUCUGAGUGUUUGAAGCUGUCGCUGGAGAUGAAACAGCCUUUAAUCUGUAGGGCUGUUCCGAGGUUUUAGGGUUGGGGACUCGGCCGUGAUGAGCAAAAGAAAGGGUAUCUAAGGGGGUUUAUUAUAUAAUAUAUGUUUAAAAUUAAAUGUAUUUGCUUUUUUUUUUUUUCUUCUUUUCUUUUUUUGUUUCCUUUAAGUAGGGAAACUAAAUGUUUGUUUUUAGUUAUUGUGGUUGGGUUUGGUAUUGUAUGUGUGUGGAGUGAGUGGCUGAUUCUAAAUUUUAUGUGCGCGAACACGAACAUAAAUCCGCCACAGUGUGGACUAAAGCUUUUAUAAAGUCAUGUGUUUAUGUUA
Cucurbita maxima (winter squash) is the source of this 1958-nucleotide messenger RNA. RefSeq names its product cytochrome P450 78A5-like. The coding region runs from base 66 to 1673 and encodes 535 amino acids. The transcript is spliced from 2 exons. The record is from RefSeq and is a predicted model, not a curated record. Lineage: Eukaryota; Viridiplantae; Streptophyta; Magnoliopsida; Cucurbitales; Cucurbitaceae. Gene Ontology annotation, molecular function: monooxygenase activity; iron ion binding; heme binding.